This is a messenger RNA of Cladophialophora immunda, 792 nucleotides long. RefSeq lists its product as uncharacterized. Gene Ontology annotation, molecular function: zinc ion binding; DNA-binding transcription factor activity, RNA polymerase II-specific. The transcript has 2 exons. NCBI's taxonomy places the organism in Eukaryota, Fungi, Ascomycota, Eurotiomycetes, Chaetothyriales, Herpotrichiellaceae. Bases 1 to 792 code for a protein of 263 amino acids. The record is from RefSeq and is a predicted model, not a curated record. Gene Ontology annotation, biological process: regulation of DNA-templated transcription.
AUGACCACGGCGGCUCUACAAGCUUCGACGGCACCGAUCAGCCUGCCUCCGAUCAGCAGCAUCGACUUCCACACUCAAGUCGCACACAGGCCGGAACCAGAAGUUGUGCAACCUCUACCACCCCCACCGCCAGCACCGCAACGUGUGCUGCCACCAUUGCCGUAUCCUUACGCUGUUCGACCAGCCCCGGCACCUGUGCCGCCACCGCCUGUGCCUCACGAGUAUGUACACACACGACCAAUCUACCCGGGGAUACCUUCGCCGUACCAGCAAAUGCCAGGGCGGAUGCCUCUACCCUCGACGACGGACCCGAACCUGAUCGUGGCACCACCCCGACACAAAGCCAAAGAGGUCAAGAGACGGACCAAGACAGGAUGUCUAACAUGCCGAAAGAGGCGCAUCAAGUGCGAUGAAGGCCGACCAGAGUGCAGAAAUUGCAUGAAGAGCAAGCGCACUUGUCAAGGCUACGACCCGGUCUUUCAGACGCAAGGACCGCAUUCCCUGCACCCUGCGCCAUCUGCCUCUGCCAACAACAACAUCAACAACAACCCUCCACCGACCUCCUCCGUCAGCAACCAACCCCGGCGGUUUAUCACCACUCCCAUCAGUCCUCCGGUGACCAAUCACCAUUCCUCCAUUGUCUCCAGCUCGCCUCGAGAUCACGCAGAAUACCCUUUCCCACGGCCGCCAGAACAGAUCCUGCCUCACAUUAAUCAGCCGUAUCAUAUGGACGGGGCGCAUCAACCUGGUUUAGCUCCAUAUCCACCGCCAGGACGAAGUGAGUGGAGUUGA